AUGUUCGACACUGUCAAAACAGAUGACGUACGCUUUUUUAAUUUAUCGCUUGAUGAAAUUAGUGCUUUUUCAUUUGAGAAUUUUCUCCAAACACUAAAAAAGUAUGUUCGGACACCAAAAAACCCACUUGUCCAAGUUGCUAAGAGGAUUGAAGAAUCUGAAAAUAUUGAACAUAUUCGAAAAGGUAAUAUUAAGUUAAAACAAAGAGAAUGGAGGCUAUCAACACUUCCUAGAGACUCAAUAGUGUUGCUUAAAAAUAACACUUAUGCUCAGAUUAUAGAAGUUAGAACAAAUGGAUAUUUUUGCUGCCUUUUUGACUGUUCCUAUCUACAACCUUUUUUUAUAGAACCAUGUUCUUCAGCACUUGUAGGUAUCUACUAUUCAGAAAACCGCCAUAAACAUACCAAAACAAAACUGGUGACUAAUGAGGAUAUUGCAAAAAAGGGGCUUAAACUGCCAUGUGAAGAUGGAUAUGUCCUUAUGCCGUUUCUGCACUGUAACGACCUAAUGUUAUGGAUACGAGCAGUCUGGAAGGAAAAAUCAAGAGACGAAGAAGGGACUUUGCCAAGCAAUUGGGUAGAAGAAAAAUUUGUUAGAUGGCCUCCAAAAAAUUUCAAAUUUGAAUUAGUGAAAAUAAAAUUCUGUUCAGAUAGCUUUCAGGAAUGUGAAAAUUUUGAAUAUACAACAUCAACAGACAUUGAUGAACCUCUUGUGGAGAAACAAAUAAAAAAAAGAAAGCUACCGACAAACUUUGUAGAAAAUUCAGAUGAUAGUGAUGACAACAAUUAUCCACACGAUUCCAAUGAAGAGUUGUCCAAGUUCCCCACUCCUCCAAAAGCGCUCAGCGAACUAAGUUCACGUUUACAUUGUAGACAAAUUAAAUCUACCACUAAUUCAGUCUGUCAAAGUUUUCUUGCUCAUCCAAAGCUUACAUCAAGCAUUAAAACCUCUCAGUCACAACUACCUUCAACAAUACAUAACCUAGUUGUAUCCAAAAAACCUAGCCAAUCAUGUUUUCUGUUAGCUGCAUCAAACAUACCAAUCAGGUCAACACCAAAAUCUACCCAGUCACGUCUGCCAAUUCCAGUCACGUCAACACCAUCAAACCAACUGAUAAGGUCAAUACCCAAGUCCGUCCGCACCGUCAGAUCAUUAAAAACAGUAGCUAGUGAUUCUUCUACAGUGAAAUCAAGAAAUAGUGCAUCCAAUGAAGUAAGUAAAAGCACCGAUCCAUUAAAUGCAAAAUUCCAGAAGUCAGUUCUCUUCAAACUGUCACAACUCACCAUAGAAAUCUUGGAAGUUAAAAAGCUCCUUGAGCGACAAUCGAUGCCAGCUGCUUUACUAAGUGCUAACAACUCAAUGGACUCUUUGGAAAUUAGUGAUGGCCCCAUUGACACAGUUGAACAAUACAAGUCGUUGGCUUUUCGUUGUGAAAGUCCUGCUGCAAGUACUCUUUUGUUACAUUUGCUAAAGAAAAUUGGUGGAUCAGAUCUGGGAAAGACUACUGCGUAUAUUAUGUCGCGACUUUUUACAAAUUCUUUGAUGUCACAAAUGAACAUGGAUGGUCGAGGAAAUUUGGGGAAAGUUCCAUUCAGAAGAUCCUCUAUAUGUAAAGUUGUUGUUGAUUCUAUAAUGUACAAUUUCCCCAAUAUGUCUGUAGCUCAAGCACAUAAUGCUAUAGCCGCAUAUUUAAAACAGGCCUCAUGGCGGAUAGGAGGACCAAAAAAAAACAUCUUUGAGAAUAAAGAAAACGUUAUAAAUGAUGAUCAAAAUGUAGAGGAAGACGACCAGGAGACGAGUAUGAAUGAUGAUGUUGAUCAAGAACCGGCGCCCAAUAACAAAGAGCGGGCGCAUGAUGAACAAGUACCGGUGCACGAUGAACAUGCGUUGGACGAUAUACUUGAAAGAUUUUUGAGAAAGCAUAAACCAGAGUAAAAUAGACUUUUUUAUACGGAUUUAACGUCACUGUAAUAUUGCUAGUGCUAAGAUAAAAUAAUUACUGCGAUUAAA
Hydra vulgaris (swiftwater hydra) is the source of this 2010-nucleotide messenger RNA. The record is from RefSeq and is a predicted model, not a curated record. Lineage: Eukaryota; Metazoa; Cnidaria; Hydrozoa; Anthoathecata; Hydridae.